Molecule: messenger RNA, 1232 nt
Organism: Polyodon spathula (Mississippi paddlefish)
Lineage: Eukaryota; Metazoa; Chordata; Actinopteri; Acipenseriformes; Polyodontidae
Gene: exosc7
Product: exosome component 7
Exons: 8
Coding region: 111-935 (274 amino acids)
Biological process (GO): TRAMP-dependent tRNA surveillance pathway; U4 snRNA 3'-end processing; nuclear polyadenylation-dependent rRNA catabolic process
Cellular component (GO): nuclear exosome (RNase complex); cytoplasmic exosome (RNase complex)
Source: RefSeq, a predicted model, not a curated record
CGGUGUUACAAGCAGAUUGAAAAACUUAGAAAGGUGAAAAUUGUCCACUCGCAUGAGUCAGAUUCACCGGCUGCAAAGUAGGACAUAUAAUUUAAUCCUACAUUAUAAUUAUGAUGGAUGACUUGCGGGUAGAUGGACGUGGGUGCGACGAUUACCGACAUAUGGAGAUUGAAACUGACGUGGUGUCAAACACAAGUGGUUCUGCCAGAGUAAAACUGGGACACACUGACAUUCUAGUAGGAGUGAAAGCAGAAAUGAGCAGACCCAAGCUGGAGAAACCUAAUGAAGGGUGUCUGGAGUUUUUUGUAGACUGUUCUGCAAAUGCAACUCCAGAAUUUGAAGGUCGAGGAGGGGAGGACCUUGGCACAGAGAUUGCUAACACAUUGUACAGAGUCUUCGAUAAUGGCCGCAACAUAGACCUCAAGUCCCUCUGCAUUUGUCCCAUGGAACACUGCUGGACCUUGUAUGUAGAUGUAUUGCUGUUGCAAUGUGAUGGAAACCUUUUUGAUGCAAUCUCAGUUGCAAUCAAGGCUGCGCUUUUUAAUACAAGGAUCCCCAAAGUCCAGAUGAUUGAGGAUGAGGAGGGUACAAAAGAAAUUGAGCUGUCAGAUGACCCGUAUGACUGCAUGAGACUCGACGUAGAAAACGUCCCCUGUAUUGUGACUCUGUGCAAGAUUGGCCACAGGCAUGUCGUUGACGCUACACUUCAAGAAAAGGCUUGCUCCAUGGCAAGUCUGCUUGUUGCAGUGACCAAGAAGGGAACCGUCACCUGUGUCAGAAAGGUUGGAGGAGGCAGUUUGGAUCCGGAAAGCGUAUUUGAAAUGAUAGAGACAGGGAAACGGGUUGGCAAGGCGUUGCACACACCUCUACAGGAGAUCCUGCAGAAAGAGGAGAGCCUGGGGAAGAAACGACACAAAGUUGGCUUCUUGGGAUAAUUUGCACUGGUUAUUUGUGCAGUAAAAGGUCUUUGGUAAUGCUUUUUUUUUUUUUUUUUUUUUUUUUCAAAAGAAGGAUUCCAGUUGGUCUUUUUACUUUAUCCCAGAGCUAUCUAGCUGAUGACUCUUGAGCCGUAUAUGGUAGAAGACAGAAACCAGUACAUUCAAAAUGCAAACACAUUGAUGUGUUUAAACAUCUUUAAUGAGCACAAACAUGCUGUUUAUCUCCCAUUUUUACUCUCUUUGCUACUGUUCACUCAGAUAUUUUGUUUCAUUAAACUUCACUUGUUUAACAAG